AUGAAGCUCGAAUUAUACAACGAUAUUGUGACAACAAUUCGAAAAUUUCAAGGAUUAUCGAAGGAUUGUCGAGAUUUAUUAAAAGAAAAGUACAGCAAUAUCCCAGUGAAUACACUGUACAGUAUAUUAUCCUUAGAAGUACAACAUAAAAUGAAAGUUAAUCAUAGCAAAUUAUUUGGACAUAAUAAAAAUUAUUAUGAUACUUAUGUGGAAGCUGUACAAAAUGGGGAACCUGUUGGAAUUUUAUUAAAAAUGGCAAAAGAUAUUGGUGCAACACCUGCACUGUUAGCUAGAAAUGUUCUUGAAAAACAUUGUGGAAAAGAUGACCCUAAUGUUUCUCGAAAUGAAGUUAGUAAGUUAUUCAAAGAUACUACUCUUAUACAGGACAAGGACCUUGCAUAUGAAGUCUACUUGUGCAUAUUAUAUGACAAUUCAUAUGGACCUAUAUCAGAUGCUAUUGGAGUUUCUGUAGGUCAGGAAUAUGAAUUAAAAUUACAAAACUACUUGACAGAACGAAAUCUUACAUUCCAUAAUGAGGAACAGUUAAAGUCAAGAGGAUAUGACAAAACUCCAGACAUAAAACUUGAAGUACCAAUAGCAGUAAAUGGUUUUGUAAUUAAUUGGAUAGAAUCUAAGGCAAGAUUUGGAAAUUCGGAAGUACACCAACAAUAUAUCAAAGAACAAUUUCUGAGCUAUUGGAAUAGAUUUGGUCCAGGGCUUGUAAUUUAUUGGUUUGGUUUCUUAGACAACUUAAGUAAUCCCAGUGAGAAAAGGUUCGUUAUCAUGGAUCACUUCCCAGAAAAUAUUACAUACAUGGAUCCUACUUGUAUUAAGCCAGUAAGUUUAUAA
Habropoda laboriosa is the source of this 849-nucleotide messenger RNA. RefSeq lists its product as uncharacterized. NCBI's taxonomy places the organism in Eukaryota, Metazoa, Arthropoda, Insecta, Hymenoptera, Apidae. The record is from RefSeq and is a predicted model, not a curated record. The coding region runs from base 1 to 849 and encodes 282 amino acids. The transcript has 6 exons.